Messenger RNA from Punctularia strigosozonata HHB-11173 SS5, 552 nucleotides. RefSeq lists its product as uncharacterized. Lineage: Eukaryota; Fungi; Basidiomycota; Agaricomycetes; Corticiales; Punctulariaceae. The record is from RefSeq and is a predicted model, not a curated record. The annotation marks the transcript as partial. The transcript has 2 exons.
GCCCUUCAUCUCGGAAUCUGGGCUCACUACUCGCCGGUACCUCGUGUCAGCAGGGAUACACGUUGUCAAUCCGAAGAGACCAAGGCCGCUAUCCAGGAUAUGUUUGAGUACCUUCAGGAGUACUUUGCCCCGACGAUCAACUCUUUACUUCGAUACCAUGCCUUCCCGCAGUUUGUCGUCAAGCAAAUGGUCAGGGACCACGUUCGUGCAGUGCUAGGGGAAGAACUCAAGAAGUCCCCCUGGCUCGACAUGGACGGAGCUUUCUUCACGCUCGCGUGUAACAUCGGGAGUAGCGAGCUCUGGCAUCUGGAUUGGAACGAUGACUCUCGUCUGUAUGCCAUCAUUUUCUGUGUCAGCGACCAGGACGGAGGGUGGGAGGGCGGGGAUUUUAACCUGCCGCAGCUCGGCUACCGCAUCAAACUGGAGGAGGGUGAUGUGUUGUUUGUUCUAGCUCGCCGCCUCAUUCACUGCGCAACUACUGUCCUGAAGGGAAAGCGCAUGGUUUUCACUUGCUUCACUGACCGCUUCAUCGUGAACAUGCUGACAAAAUAU